AUGGUUGAUGAAAUAAUAGAAUUAUUUAAUUUAUUAAAUCAAAGAUUGAGAAAUAAAUAUCAAUUCUCUAAAGACAGGUUGUUAAGAUUGAAUGCAGAUAAAUUAAAUUAAGCCUUAGAUGAUGUGAUCAAAUAUGAUGAAACUAAAAAUGUGUUAUUAGAUGAGGUAAAGAAAUAUUCAGAUCAUUUGACCAUUGAAUUGAAUUGA
Paramecium sonneborni is the source of this 207-nucleotide messenger RNA. Lineage: Eukaryota; Ciliophora; Oligohymenophorea; Peniculida; Parameciidae. The record is from the annotation of a GenBank genome assembly.